Molecule: messenger RNA, 4138 nt
Organism: Pararge aegeria (speckled wood butterfly)
Lineage: Eukaryota; Metazoa; Arthropoda; Insecta; Lepidoptera; Nymphalidae
Exons: 2
Coding region: 80-2401 (773 amino acids)
Cellular component (GO): nucleus
Molecular function (GO): zinc ion binding
Source: RefSeq, a predicted model, not a curated record
UAUGUAGUUGUUGUAGACAAAUUACACAUCGUGGAUUUGUGUGAUUUAUUGCCUUAAUGUACUAAAGUUGUAAAUAAUAAUGGCUAAAAAGAAGAUCGCAAAGAAAACUAUCGUAAAGAAGUCAUCAGCACAGCCGUUAUCUUUAGCUGAUACGAUAAACACAGAAGUUAUAGCCGCUGCUUUGAGUUCUGCUAAUGUACCAGUUCUUCUCAAAGUUUGUAGACUGUGCGAAGCAAAAGAUGGCCCAUUCUUGAAUAUUUUUGAUGCAGAUAAGGUGACGGCUAAAAAAAUUGAGGCUGUCAUGCCUUUUGGGAUUGCGGAAAAUGAUGAUUUGCCCCAUAAAAUAUGCUUUCGAUGCUCUGCAAAACUGGAAGAGCUUUAUGAAUUUAUACAAAAAUGUAUUAAGACGCAAGAAAAUCUUCGUAAAUUGCUGGGUAACAGAGGAACCGGUGUAAAGACUAAGCAUAGAGAGCUAUGGGAGGAAAAGCUUAACCAGUCCAACAUAUCAAACGAUGAUAUCUGCGAUGCACUUAUUAAAAAGGCUAUGGAAGGCAUUAAAGGCAUUAAUGAAAUACCUGUAAAUACACUGCCAUUGGUUGAAGAUAAAGUUUCAGUUGUAAAAAGGGCAACCACGAAAAUAGCUAUAAAGAAGAAAGAUGACGUAAAGGCAGAGAAGGAAGAAAAGAAAGAAGAAGAUAUUAAUAGUAAAAAUAAAAAAAAUGAUGAUGAACCUAUUAUAUCAUUAAAAAAUGCUAAAAGGAAACCUGAGGGCGAAGAUGAACUUCCCGUGAAAAGGUUCACGAGGUUAAGUAACGAAAAGAAGGUUGAUGCAGUCGAAAACAAACCCUCCAAAUUAGUGGAUAAAAAGGAGUCAUUAAAACCUACCAAAAAAGCUAAAUGUGAACCUAAAGCUAUUGAAGAACCUGAAGCUAAGGAAAAAGGUUUAAAAAUUAGGAAGUCAUUGCAAAAUAAUAACUUUUCUUUAGAAGAUACAGCUAAAAGUGAACCACCUAAACCGAAACCGGAACCAGAACCAGCAACAAAACCAUUUGACAUAAUGGAACAUGUGAGUAUGAUUAAAGUAAAUGGUGUGGGUGUACUGUUCCAGUGUAAGUUUUGUAAUAGAAAUUUCUUAAAAAAAGAGGUAGUCAUGACUCAUGCUUGUGCUAAACAAGGUGCUGCAAAAGUUCAAGGACCAAAAAGUUAUGUUCCACCCGAGCCGCCCAAAGUACCGCAGACUGUUAAAUACAUAACUAUGAAUGUUAAUAAGGAAAUUAGUAAGCCUGGAAUUUCAGGUGAUAAGAGUAGGCCUAUAGAAAACAAAGCACCCGUAGCUUUAAGUGAACCUAUAAAUUUAGAUGAUGAUGAUGAUAAGCCUUUAACAGUAAAAAAGCCAAUAAAGCCUAGAAUUGGUCCUGCCAGUAAAGUUAGGCGUAAUGAGACUAACACAGCGCCAGUAGGUGAACCGUCAGUGCAAGGUAAUUCAAACCAAAAUUCGGCAGCUGCACCAGCAGGUUCUGUGACGGUUGUGCCGAAUAUUACUGCAACUAUAACUUCGGCCAGUCAAGUACCUUCCGUACAGUUUCCGAGCAUACCAAGUCUCAAUAGCCGUUAUAAACUUAUGCCUGGACCCAAUAAUACCUUUACGUUAGUUGAAGAUAAAGCUGCCGAUAAUGCUGUCAAAGCUGUGGAAGCCCCUGUUAACACAGUACCUUUUUCUCUACUAAACUCUGAUAAGACUGAUGCUAGAACUCAUAAUUCAAGUGUAACACCAAUAGAAAAUCCAGUACCAAUUCCUAAAAAUCCGCCUAUACAAACUGCAUUCUCAGUUACCAGGCCUUACCCCGUAGGGCUAAUAAAGUCUAUAACGGCAACCGGUUCAAGGCCACCGUCAGACCCCGAGCCUCCGUUAUCAUUUACUACACCAGCUAUGAAGAAGCAAUCUUACACAGUAGUCCAAACUGGAAAUCCUAGUAAAUUACUCAUUUCAACGAAACCGCAACCCCCCCCGCCAGUAGAGGAGCCACCUAAAAAACGCUCGCGGAAAUCACGACAUUCAGUUAAGGAAGACGAUGCUAACAAGCAGCCCUUUUCUGUUACUAUGGAAGAUACCACUCCGACGACUGAUCCCGGAUUUUUUACAUUCAUAAAUGUUGACCCUCUAUUGCAACCUUCCUAUGUACUACCGACUGAUAAUAUUAUUCAAGAAUCACAAAUAUCUACCUCCACAAAUGUCUCCAAACAGCCAGACGCCAAAGACAACAAAUACACAUGUAAUAUGUGUAAUGAAAAGUUUAGUAGAGAGAAAAAGUUAUUGGCACACAUACAUUCACAUUAUAGCAAAAUGGAUGAAGAAGAUUUAUUGAGGGCAGGAAAGAAAACUAAGAGGGGUAAAAAAUGAAUCUCUCAAAUUAGUUGCUAGGAAGUGUUCACACGUUUUGAAUAGUUUCACAUUUGAGUAAAUGUGAGGUCUCACCAUGUGCAUGGUUUAUAUUGCGGCCAUGGGUCGCCACAAUGUCAAACUCUAUGGUCAACCACCACUCCAUAGAUAAUAAAAUAUUGUCUUUUCCCAUUUCAAAUGGGAGUUGUCGGCAGAUUAUGAGCGCCGUUAUUAGAUUGUCAUCUUAUCGUGAUAGCAGCGUGGUUCUUGUAUAGUUCUACUCUGCAGUAGUCUAGACGUCGAGGAGUCAUUUUCGCAUGUCUUCGAAAGUAAUAUUUACCUAAUUUCACUCGUUUUGGAUUCGAAAAUCCUGUACAUCUGAUUUUUAUUUUACUUAGGUUUUACCAAAACCCCGAACUGGAGGAUUAAAGGGCAAAUUUGAGCUUUGAUAGAAUAUGUAUAAGAUCCAUUUUACUGUGAUGUUUAAGUAUUUCGAUACUCGAAAACGAAUCCUCGAUUGUGCUAAGGCUAAAAGUAGGCAUGCGGGAAACGUUAAGGAAAGUCAGAGAAGUUGGAUAUCCAAAAACUUGAUGCUUUUAUGAUGUAAUUUGAUUCAACUGGCGACGUAAAGCUAGAUAUCACCUGGGGAAAAUAAUUAGUAACUGCACUCACCUGGUGAAUAAAAUUACAUAUAAAAUUACGCCCACUGCUUAGCACAUUCUUUUAUCAUAGGAGGAAAGAUAUAGAGCUUCGUCCAACCGCACUGUUCCAACAAGGGGUGUUAACGUUCUUUUUAUAAACUCAUAUAUACAGUGUCCGAAAGCCACUAUUUUAUUAAUUAAAAAAAAUAUUACAACUAUUAUUAGUAAAGAAAGAUUUUAAGUUAAAGAUAUAUUUAAUUAGAUUAGGUUUAUGUAUUUUUAUUUAAUAUUUUCUUCAACUGUCGCUUGUAACUGUCAUCGGGCGCUGUAAUAUCAAUAUUAGUUACGGGUUUCUAGUUAUGUACAAAUUCUGGCAUUUAAUCGCCGGUUAACACUUACAUUUCCACCACAUUAUAAUCACACAAUCACACAUUCAUUUAUUUAUCAUUAUUCAUUAUACAAUAUACAAAUGAAAGUUUAAAUACUGUCUCCCAAAAUCCAAAAAAAAUAAACACACACUUAUGUCAAAUUGAAGUGUAAAAUUUGACAUACUCGCAAGAGUUUCUCUGAAACUAAUAUUGUGGUUUUAAAUUAUUCUUCAAUUAAAUUAAAUUCAAUUCAUAAACUGUAUUGCGAACUUGGUUCAUUCUACUAAGACUGAGCAAUGACAUUAAUAACGAUGUGUUUUUUUUUUCAAUAUUAUUAUACUUCCUUGGACACUCGUAUAGCAGAGUCACAAGUAUUAUGCCAAAAUAGCGUCAAUCAAUUCGAGUCAAGAACAAAGUGCCAUUAGCCUGCCCAAUGGUAUUAUUGUCCAGUGAUGUGUAUAUUUUGUACACAAUCUCGUAACUAAAUUAUUAUAAACAGGGUAGCCCUGCCAUUUAGAUUUGUGUAGGUACGAUCAGUGGCGUGCCUAGGGUUUUGAGUUUGAGCAAGCCCAGUUACCUAAAGGACAAAUUUAACUCGUCAUGAUCUCUAAGUCACCAUUCUUGUUGUGCUAAAUGACAGACAAUAUCAACAAAUCUUUGAAAAAUACUAGGUACCAUUAAGUCAGCAUGCGAAUUAUGAUAAAGAAGUUUCUAUGCAAUGUUUGCCAAAAUUAAAAAGUAAUCAUAGA